CAUUUGUGGACUUUCACCGGAAGGGCAGUGGCGCGCGGAAACGGGCAUCUUUGUGGCAGUGUCUGCGGGUCUGAACGAAGAUGGAGCUCAAGUGUGCCUACCAGACGUACCACUGGGGCCGGCCGGGCUCCAGCAGCACGGUGGCCCGUCUGGUGGCUGCCAGCCAGCCGGGAUUCUCUGUCAGUGAGGAUACCCACUACGCUGAGCUGUGGAUGGGCACCCACGGCAGCGGGCCGUCGGUGCUGGCCGCCACCGGUCAGCCGCUGGCCGACUACAUCCGGGAGCACCCGGAGGUGCUGGGUGAGAGCGUGGCAGCUCGGUUCGGCACCCAGCUGCCCUUCCUGCUGAAGGUUCUCUCAGUGGAUACGGCACUCUCCAUCCAGGCGCACCCGUCAAAGAGUCACGCUGAGGAGCUGCAUGCCGCCCAGCCGACCGUCUACAAGGACCCCAACCACAAGCCCGAGAUGGCCGUGGCGCUGACGCCCUUCGAGGCGCUCUGCGGCUUCCGGCCGCUCGAGGAGAUCCAGCACUUCCUCAAAGUCGUUCCGGAGCUGUCUGCGGCCGUCGGUCCGGAGCCGUCGGCCGCCCUGCUGGCCGUCUCGCCGUCGGACCCGGCCAGUCGGGACCGUCUCAGGGACUGUCUGCAGGCGCUGAUGACCCGGGAUCCGGCCGACAUCAGCCGUCUGCUGGACUCACUGGUGGCGCGGCUCUCGGCGACAGGUGACAGCGCUCCGUCGGACCCGCUACUCCCGGCCGAUCUGAUCCUCCGUCUCAGCAGCCAGUAUCCGGGCGACGUGGGCUGCCUGUGCGCCCUGCUGCUCAACAGGCUGGUCCUGCAGCCCGGCCAGGCGCUCUUCCUGGGACCCAACGAGCCGCACGCCUACCUGGCCGGAGACUGUGUGGAGAUCAUGGCCUGCUCGGACAACGUCGUCCGCUCGGGGCUGACGCCCAAGUUCAAGGACGUCUCCACACUGGUCUCCAUGCUCACCUACGAGUGUCGGCCGGCCUCCGAGCAGCUGUUCCGCCCCUCGUGUGCGGCCGGCGGUGGCGACUGCGUGCAGGAGUUCCGGCCGCCCGUGCCCGACUUCAGCCUGGCCAAAAUUCAGUUCGUGCCGGACUCUGUUGGCUCCCAGUACACGGUCCCUGUACGGGACUCGGCCAGUCUGCUGCUGGUAGUGUCCGGCGCCGCCACCAGAGGCGCCACGGUCGUCGGGCGCGGCUCUGUCCUGUUUACACCGGCUGGUGAGGAGGUGACGCUGACUCUCACCGACCGGGCGGAGGUGCUGCUCUUCCAGGCCUUCUGCCAACUGUGAUCACCGCGCCGAGGUGAAGGGAGGGAGAUGAUACGCGAUAGAGCGAUUUGUGAUGGUAACAAAGUGCACAGUUUCCCCUUCAGUGAGGUGUUCUAAGGUUACAAUAGUUUUCCAAACCAGUAGGGCUGUGGUAUGAACAACGAAUUACGUUUGAUACAUAUUCUUUAUACCAUUAUCAUAAGAAUAGUUGUUUGGUCCUGUUGCACAGUAAUAAUAUUUUGCGACCAUUCAAAAACUAUUAUUUUUAUUCGGUGAUGACUAAUCUGAUAUUACGUUUUGACGCCACGACUUCGUUAUUGAAGUUAUGACACAUUUUACGACUGUUAUGUCGUACACGUUGUUAUUGCGUAAGUCCUGCCGCCGCUACACACGGACGGCUGUCGGUAAUGGUGGCACUCGUGUGGCGGCGCACCAAGAGGUCCGGGAGAUCACUGGGGUCACUGGAGGUAUCUCGCAGUCACUGAGGUGAUAUGGGGUAUCUCUUCAAUCACCGGGGGGAUUCCCGGAGUCACUGAGGGGAUCUCGGGAACCACGAAGGGGCCUUGGGAGUCACUGAGGGAGACGCCGAAGGCGAACCCCGUAUCUACCACUGAGUGAUUGAGUUGGGAUUCGAGCACUGCCUGGUGAGCGGGGUCCUCCGUUAGUGAUCUGCGGUUAUAAGCGAGAUGAACUCGUCAGUAUUAAAGACGGGUGAUGUGCGGGUGUUGCUGGUGCGUUCGGUACUGUUCGCCGAUGUUUGGAAGGGAAUUCUGGCCCUUGGAGAUACUCUUGCUCCCGGCUCAUCUCGCUUGGCUUUUUACGGUGUUGCAUGGGUUAUUAUCGGAUGUUAUCGGGACAUAUAUGCUUGGAAGCUUUAAAACUCCUCAGUCGAACUUUUAGUCCUUUGAGUGAUUGUAUUUGGUCAGUUGACAAACUGAUGCCUGUCUAGUUAGUUUCUGAAAUACAUUAUUUACACGUAUGACUUGUGUACUACGCAGACGGGGUGUGGAACAGGUAAUGAUGCCUAACUCCAGCUUCGCUAAAGCCAGCUGUAAUGGGAUCUCGUAUUACAGGAAUUGGCCGCGCCGGUACGUGUAUAUGCGCACUUUCCCAGUUUUGCGGUAGUGCAGUGAUCGGUCGUCCCGUCUCAUGCACUUACGGGCGUAAAUAAAUGGACACUACGUGA
This is a messenger RNA of Amphibalanus amphitrite, 2478 nucleotides long. RefSeq names its product mannose-6-phosphate isomerase-like. Gene Ontology annotation, cellular component: cytosol. Lineage: Eukaryota; Metazoa; Arthropoda; Thecostraca; Balanomorpha; Balanidae. The transcript has 7 exons. The record is from RefSeq and is a predicted model, not a curated record. Bases 81 to 1313 code for a protein of 410 amino acids. Gene Ontology annotation, molecular function: mannose-6-phosphate isomerase activity; zinc ion binding. Gene Ontology annotation, biological process: carbohydrate metabolic process; GDP-mannose biosynthetic process.